Messenger RNA from Chinchilla lanigera (long-tailed chinchilla), 1437 nucleotides. RefSeq names its product deoxyribonuclease II, lysosomal (gene Dnase2). The record is from RefSeq and is a predicted model, not a curated record. The transcript has 6 exons. Lineage: Eukaryota; Metazoa; Chordata; Mammalia; Rodentia; Chinchillidae. Bases 202 to 1320 code for a protein of 372 amino acids. Gene Ontology annotation, biological process: apoptotic DNA fragmentation. Gene Ontology annotation, molecular function: deoxyribonuclease II activity.
GGAAGCUCCGCCUCCUGUGCCGGAGGCUGCGGUGCAAAUCACGGCCCCACUCCGUGGGCUAGUUCUUACCUCGCGCCCAUCCAGGCUGCUGGGUUAGUUUGAGGAAGUAGGUGCGUCUGGGACUUGUGACUGGCCCCCCGUGACCGGCCCCCGUGACCGGCUCCCGCGACCCGACACACAGAGGCUCCUCCACGCAGCCACAUGGUCUCCCUGGUGGCACUGCUGCUGGGCGCGCUGCUGUGGGUCCCUGGCGGGGCGCUGCGCUGUCUUGGGGAGACGGGGAAUCCUGUGGACUGGUUCGUGAUCUAUAAGUUGCCGGCCCGGAGUGGCCCCGGGAAUGAGGCGUGGAGGGGACUGAGCUACCGCUACCUGGACGGGAGCUUGGGGGGCUGGCGCGAUGGCGUGGGGCUCAUCAACAGCUCCCAGGGUGCCUUGGGCCGCAGCCUGCAGCCACUGUAUCGGGCCAACGCCAGCCAGCUCGCCUUCCUGCUGUACAAUGACCAGCCAUCCGAACUGGCCUGGGCUGCCGACGUUUCCAGCCAUGGGCAUUCGAAGGGCAUCGUGCUCCUGGACCAAGAAGGGGGCUUCUGGCUGGUCCACAGCGUGCCACGCUUCCCGCCACCUCUAUCCUCUGGUGCAUACAACUGGCCUCACAGUGCCCAACACAACGGGCAGACCCUAAUCUGUGUGUCUUUUCCCUUCACUGAGUUCACAAAGAUUGGCAGGCAGCUGGCCUACAUCUUCCCCUUUGUCUAUGACCACCGGCUGGAUGGCAUCUUUGCCCAGAAAUUCCCUGACCUGAUGGCUGUGGCCCAGGGCCAACAUGUUCGCCAGGAACCCUGGAACAGCAGUGUAACGCUCACCUCACAGGCAGGCGCUCAAUUCCAGAGCUUUGCCAAAGCUGGAAAGUUUGGAGAUGAUCUGUACUCUGGCUGGUUGGCAGAAGCUCUUGGCACAGACCUACAGGUUCAAUUCUGGCCAAAUUCUCCAGGUAUCCUGCCAUCCAACUGCUCUGGUCCCUGGAAAGUUCUGAAUGUCAAUCAGAUAAGCUUCCCUGGGCCGGGUGGGCCAACCUUCAGUUCCACAGAGGACCACUCCAAGUGGUGUGUGGCCCCAAGACAGCAGUGGGCCUGCGUAGGUGAUAUGAAUCGGAACCAUGGAGAGGAGCAUCGGGGCGGGGGCACGUUGUGCGCCCAGCUGCCGGUCCUCUGGAAGGCCUUCCAGCCCCUGGUGAAGGCUUUCAAGCCGUGUGAGGGUGACCCCAGGGGCAGGAAGGCAGGAGAGCAAAGAACAAAGGCUCAGGAACCAGUCUGGACUUGAAUUUGUUCUUUUUGUGGUGCUAGGGAUGGAUCCCAGGGUCUGUGCACGCUAAGCAAGUGCGCUACACUGAGCUACAUCCAAUGCUGGACUUGCGAUUUUUUUUUUUUUUUUUUUUUU